Molecule: messenger RNA, 3399 nt
Organism: Salvia splendens (bonfire salvia)
Lineage: Eukaryota; Viridiplantae; Streptophyta; Magnoliopsida; Lamiales; Lamiaceae
Product: extensin-2-like
Exons: 2
Coding region: 193-2958 (921 amino acids)
Source: RefSeq, a predicted model, not a curated record
AAACAGCUGUUAAUUAUAAUGUCAUGCAUCAAUCCAACUUCCAUCUAAGAAAAUAAAAUAAUUCAAUCUUGAUUCAUUCAAACCAUCCUUCGCUAUAUAUACUUACCUCAUUCAACCCAUUUCAUCAUCUCUCCUCCCAAUCAUCUUCACUCCAAUCUCCCUUCCGAUCUGGUGGGGUUUUCCGGCCACAGAAUGACGACUCGCCGCCGCGGCUCAGCCGCCAAGGGUGGGCUUCUGCCACAGCUCAUGCUGGUGGCAUUGGCCACUUUGGCUACUUCUAGUUUGGUCUCUGCUGAUCCUUAUGUGUACUCGUCUCCACCUCCGCCUUAUGUUUACAAGUCUCCUCCACCACCGUCUCCGUAUCCACCACCUCCUUAUGUGUACAAAUCUCCACCACCGCUGUCACCAUCCCCACCACCUCCUUAUGUUUACACAUCCCCACCACCACCAUCACCAUCUCCGCCACCACCAUAUGUUUACAAGUCUCCACCACCACCACCACCAUCACCAUCUCCACCACCACCUUACGUGUACAAAUCACCUCCACCACCCUCCCCUUCUCCGCCACCACCAUAUGUUUAUAAGUCUCCACCACCACCUUCUCCAUCUCCACCACCCCCAUACAUCUACAAGUCUCCACCACCACCAUCUCCGUCUCCUCCACCACCAUAUGUAUACAAGUCUCCACCUCCACCAUCUCCAUCUCCACCACCACCAUACUAUUACAAGUCUCCUCCACCACCUGAUCCCUCACCACCACCACCAUACAUCUACAAAUCUCCUCCACCACCUUCUCCGUCUCCACCACCCCCAUACGUCUACAAGUCUCCUCCACCACCAUCCCCAUCUCCACCACCUCCAUACGUGUACAAAUCCCCACCACCACCUUCCCCAUCCCCACCACCACCUUACGUCUACAAAUCACCACCACCACCUUCUCCAUCCCCUCCACCACCAUACUACUACAAAUCGCCACCACCUCCUUCUCCAUCCCCACCACCACCAUACUACUACAAAUCCCCACCACCUCCUUCCCCCUCACCACCACCCCCCUACCACUACGUCUCGCCACCACCACCGGAGAAAUCUCCUCCUCCACCAUACUACUACACCUCUCCCCCACCACCCGCACCGGUUCCUCACAACCCACCGCACCACCACCAUGCAUUGGUAGUUAAGGUGACCGGAAAAGUAUAUUGCUACAAAUGCUAUGAUUGGACUCACCCAGAAAAAUCCCAUGACAAGAAACAUCUUCAAGGUGCUGUGGUGGAAGUGACAUGCAAAGCUGGGGACAAAGAAAUUGUUGCAUUUGGCAAAACAAAGAUCAAUGGAAAAUACAGUAUUCCAAUUGAAGGAUUUGAAUAUGCCAAAUAUGGAGCAAAGGCUUGCAAAGCUAAGCUUCAUGCACCACCUAAGGGUUCAAAGUGUAGCAUUGCUACUAAUACUAAUUGGGGAGUAAAUGGUGCUAAGCUUAGAGUGAAGUCUAAGAAUCACUAUGAAGUUGUGUUGUAUGCUGAGCCUUUUGCUUAUGCCUCCAAGACUCCUUAUGGGGAAUGUUCCAAGCCUAAGCCAACUCCGGCUCCGUACUACUACAAGUCGCCACCACCUCCAACCCCCACUUAUGUCUACAAAUCCCCACCGCCACCUCCUUAUGUAUACAAGUCUUCACCUCCUCCGGUGCCGACUUAUGUUUACAAGUCCCCUCCUCCACCACCGUACGUCUACAAAUCACCACCACCACCAUCACCGUCUCCUCCACCUCCAUACGUCUACAAAUCACCACCACCACCGUCGCCAUCUCCUCCACCUCCCUAUGUUUACACAUCACCUCCUCCACCUUCACCAUCGCCUCCACCUCCAUAUGUCUACAAAUCACCACCACCACCGUCACCAUCUCCCCCACCUCCAUACAUCUACAAAUCUCCACCUCCUCCAUCCCCAUCUCCCCCACCUCCAUACGUCUACACAUCACCUCCUCCUCCAUCGCCAUCUCCUCCACCUCCAUACGUCUACAAAUCACCACCACCACCGUCGCCAUCUCCCCCACCUCCAUACGUCUACACAUCACCACCACCACCAUCGCCAUCUCCCCCACCUCCAUACAUCUACAAAUCACCACCUCCACCGUUGCCAUCUCCCCCACCUCCCUACGUCUACACAUCACCUCCUCCUCCAUUGCCAUCUCCUCCACCUCCAUACGUCUACAAAUCACCACCUCCACCGUCGCCAUCUCCCCCACCUCCCUACGUCUACACAUCACCUCCUCCUCCAUCGCCAUUUCCUCCGCCUCCUUACGUUUACCAAUCACCACCACCACCAUCCCCAUCUCCCCCACCUCCAUACGUCUACAAGUCACCCCCACCACCAUCACCAUCUCCUCCACCUCCAUACAUCUACAAAUCACCACCUCCUCCAUUCCCGUCACCCCCACCUCCAUACGUCUACAAGUCACCUCCACCACCAUCGCCGUCUCCUCCACCUCCAUACAUCUACAAGUCACCACCACCACCAUCGCCAUCUCCUCCACCUCCAUACGUCUACAAAUCACCCCCACCACCAUCGCCGUCUCCUCCACCUCCAUACGUCUACAAGUCACCACCACCACCAUCUCCCUCUCCUCCACCUCCGUACGUCUACAAGUCACCACCUCCUCCAUCCCCAUCACCACCACCUCCAUAUGUCUACAAAUCACCACCUCCUCCAUCGCCAUCUCCUCCACCUCCCUACGUGUACAAAUCACCACCUCCUCCAUCCCCAUCUCCCCCACCCCCAUACGUCUACAAAUCACCACCCCCUCCAUCACCGUCUCCUCCACCUCCCUACCUCUACAAGUCUCCCCCACCACCAUCCCCAUCUCCCCCACCUCCAUACGUCUACACAUCCCCACCCCCACCCGUGAAGUCACCUCCACCACCGGCAUACAUCUACGCCUCACCCCCUCCACCAACACACUACUAAGCUCCACACCAUCACUAACGCCCCUCGAGCACCCUUGUAAGUAACCAUCUUUACAACAUUUUUCACAUCACUAACAUAUAAAUUAUCCGUUAUCUCACACAUGCUGUAUCAUAUUGCAGCAUCCAAUCCACUACACAAAUUAAAAGAAGAUUUCUCGAGGAGUUUGGUGAUCCAUGAUUCAAUUUUUUUCAAUAAGGCCAAACAUGAAGUGGAAAGCUUCUCACUGUUCAUGUUGAACCAAUUUGCAUCAUCUUAUUUUCCUAUUUUACUACACAUGAUUCUCAUCAUAUCUCCAAGUCGAAGAUGGGACAAGAUUUACUCAGCGAGAUUGAAGAUUCAUCGACGGCUCCAAAUAUCAUUUCUUCAAAUUGUUCCUUCACAUUUUUUCUCUGUAUUUAGUUGUUUUUAACUAUCAAUCAAAUUCAUAUUUGUUUCUUCGCU